ACACAAUAACAAGUAGAUAUACAAAAUUAUAUCAUAAAUAAAUAUAUAAUUAUUUAUUUACAAUGGGUUUGUCCUUUGUUAAUGUUAGAGUAUUGUUUGUAGCCAUUUUUGUUGCUGCAGUGAUGAAUAAUAUUUGUUCUGCAACAGAGAUCACAGUUGGAGAUGGAACUGGUUGGACCACUUCUUUUGAUUACCAAGCUUGGUCAAAAGACAAGACUUUUAAAAUUGGGGACACACUUGUUUUCAAGUAUCCUGUUGGAGUACACAAUGUAGUUGAGGUUGAUGAAAAUGGUUUCACAAAUUGCCGUACAUCAAAUGAAUUAGGGAAGACAUUUACAAGUGGAAAUGACCAAAUUGCCCUCGACAAGCUUGGAAAUAGAUGGUUUAUUUGUGGUAUUCCUGGUCAUUGUGAUUUGGGCAUGAAACUUUCUAUUAAUGUUAUUCCUAUUUAGUUAAAAACACACUGUAAUUUAUUGUUUUCAGAUUUGAGAUCAAUAAUAAUAAUGAUGGCACAUUACAUUUGUUACUCAUGUAUUGAUAU
This is a messenger RNA of Cannabis sativa, 541 nucleotides long. Its product is annotated as mavicyanin-like. Lineage: Eukaryota; Viridiplantae; Streptophyta; Magnoliopsida; Rosales; Cannabaceae. The record is from RefSeq and is a predicted model, not a curated record. Gene Ontology annotation, cellular component: plasma membrane. Bases 63 to 452 code for a protein of 129 amino acids. The transcript is spliced from 2 exons. Gene Ontology annotation, molecular function: electron transfer activity.